AUGAUUCCUAAAUUGUCAUUAAUACCAUUUUUACUUUUAUUACUUCCAAUUGAAAUAACAAAUUCACAAAUUCCUACAGGUGACACGAGUGCAACUAUUCUAUUAACUCCAAAUGGAACGAAAAAUUAUUUAAAAAAUAAAAAAACAUAUGUUAAUGAUAUGUCUAACGAAAUUUCAAUGGCGCUUUCAAUUGAAAAAAGUCGUAUUUUUAUAUCAUAUGAUAGAUAUCAAUAUAAGAAAAACACGAGUGAAGACCAAAUUUUGUUACUCGUAAAUAUUAAAGGCACCAAAGGACCAGAUCAACCAAGUUCAUUUAUGCUAAGACGAAAUUUAAACAAUUCUAUUACAUAUAAAGACAUAUCAUUAGGAUUACAUACAAGGGAUUUAGAUAGCACUUAUGGAGCUCCAGAAAAUCGUAGUUGGGUAUUCUUAUUAGUACCAAUAUUCUUUAAUAUAAUAACUUCAUGGUAUCUUGUUUAUUAUCAAUUAAACUCAUCAAAAGAUGCUGAAAAUUGGUGGAAGGACUAUCCAAUAGUCGCAUUAGGAUUUGUACUUUUGUCAUUGAUAGAUUUAGAAGCUUUAAAUGUUGUAACAUCUCGAUGUGCUGGUAGUGAGGCACUAAACGCAAAAUUUACAGGAGGAGGAAAAAAAAGAGUUGAUAGAUCCAUUAUUAUUAUAGCAUUUAUUGAGGAUGUACCACAAUUAAUAAUUUACGUGCUAUAUCAAAGAUAUACAGUUAUACCAGCAACUAUACCAAUAUUAGUAUUAUCGUCGGCAUGUAUAGUACUUUUAUUUAAAAUAUGUUAUAGAGCCAUCGUUUGGUUUCUUUAUCGUUGUGGGCUAGUAUGGAACCAAAGGAAUAUUAAAGAGAAAUUGGCUUUCCCAUAUGAGGGUUGGGGUAUGAUAUCGUUUCAUACUAGAUUUCUUGUUCGUGAUGUAUUCAUUAUGCAGGGAUGUAGAAUUUUUGGGAAUGAAAAUACCUGGAGAGUAUCACUUCGCAAUGUGAACAAUAUUUUUUGUGGUAUUCUAUUUAUCAAUCCUGUCAGAACACGAAGAAAAUAUUUCUAA
Molecule: messenger RNA, 1068 nt
Organism: Rhizophagus irregularis DAOM 181602=DAOM 197198
Lineage: Eukaryota; Fungi; Glomeromycota; Glomeromycetes; Glomerales; Glomeraceae
Source: RefSeq, a predicted model, not a curated record